AUGCAAAAUUCAAAAAAGAAAAAUUAUUACAAUAUUGCCCGUGAAGAUUUAGAAAAAUUAAAUAGUGACAUAUUUGUAGAGGAAGAUAUAAAACUAUCGCAAACCCAAAAAAAAAUAAAAUUCAUAUUUCGAAAAUUGAAAAGGGCUAGAAAACUAAAUCGAAUUCAUACUCUUGUUUACGCUUUCUAUCUUGGGGAAAUUUUGGAAAAAGCGCCGGGGAAAAAAAAAUUCAACGAUGAAGAUUUGUCAAGAUACUAUGCUGAAGUGUCUGUAAGAGUAUAUUAUCUUUUUCAGAAGUCUGGUGUUAACCGAAUUUAUCAAAUGACCAAAUUGACUUUGGCAACGAUCUCCAAAUUGACGGCUGGAGAAUUUCAACAACUAGUAAAUGACAAUAGCGAUAGCAACGAUGAUAGUGAAGACGAAUCAUCACCAGAGGACAACAAUAACAUUACAAAUGAAUUAUCGCAAAAUAUUGAUACUGAAAAUGGAUCAUUUCAAAAUACUGGCCUCUCACAAAUAACCACUAACUUUCCUCAAGAUACUACACAUCAAUCAAUUUUAAUUACCGUCGAUCGACACAACGACAGUUAUCAACUUAGCUUUAAUCCAAAUCUCAACUAUCAACCGCUUCAAAAUUACCCUGGGUUUUCUGGUGCCCAUGCUACUAUCGGUAGUCAACUGCAGAAUGCUUUAGAAUUCUCCAAUAUUGUUUAUCAUCAAAUCCCCAAUCUUACUGACGUUUCUCAAGCUUAUGCUUCUGUUGGUCAACCAACUCAAAUUGCUAAUAAUUCUAAUACUUUUCGAAAUACUACAGUUCCACAUAACAGCCAACGUUUCCGUGGAUCAACAUAUUAA
This is a messenger RNA of Dentiscutata erythropus, 855 nucleotides long. NCBI's taxonomy places the organism in Eukaryota, Fungi, Glomeromycota, Glomeromycetes, Diversisporales, Gigasporaceae. The record is from the annotation of a GenBank genome assembly.